Messenger RNA from Stereum hirsutum FP-91666 SS1, 1379 nucleotides. RefSeq lists its product as uncharacterized. Bases 240 to 1379 code for a protein of 379 amino acids. Lineage: Eukaryota; Fungi; Basidiomycota; Agaricomycetes; Russulales; Stereaceae. The record is from RefSeq and is a predicted model, not a curated record. The transcript is spliced from 2 exons.
CGAAGAGUCUGGCGGCCUCUUUAUCAAGGUCGUACAUCUUAGCGCACAUCCCCUCUUUAAUCCGUACUCGUUCUGUCAAGCUUGUCUCUACUCCCUCCACAUCUCUACUGAGUCCAUCGUCCCCCGCAAAGGCCCUUUCUUCCAGACGAUCCCCGACCUAUUUCAUUUCGCGCUCAGUCCCUGUACACCGUCACGAACGUCAUACCAAGCAUCUGCUAUCCUUAAGGCGCCUUCUUAUAAUGUCCAGUCAAGAUUAUGGUCAAUGGAUCAAAAGUGAGAGCGACCGUAGCUCCGAUGAGGGAAGACCGUCAUCUACGUUGUCUUCAUCGAGUUUGAGGGCGGCCAUGGGUGAAAUCCACGUAUCCGGCCAUUCCCAAUAUUCCCCUCCCUCUUCGUACGACGAUGCUUCAUCCCGCCAGUCUUAUCAUCGAACCCGUCAGAGCAGCUCCGUCUCUGGUGGUAUGUGGCCUACAGGCGCAGUCGGACCAUCUCACGGCGUUCCCACGUUUCCUGCUGGCACUCAACCUGUCAACCCUACCUCCUUUCCUUCCAGCUCUACAUCCACAUCCAUGCCAAUGGGUAGUACAGGUGGCAGUCAAUUCGUCUAUCCUGAAUAUGGAGAUCCCAGCAUGGCGCAAAAUUCUCCGAUGGUGUCUUCUGCAGGCUACCAACAGCCGAGACCUCAAUCAUCCAUGGCAGGCCACGCGUCCCAAGCUUUCUCUAGCUCUGGACGGUCCGCCCCCGGGUAUCGCACGCCUCGUGGCGUCGAUGAUGAGCUCCAUCAAUUGCGCAACAAGAUUCACCAGUUGGAACUCAUCAACGAGCAGGCGCGUCUACGUAUCCGAGAAUUAGAGGCGGAGGUCGCGAACCCAGCCCAAGGCACAGCCUACGAACUCCCACAGUCCACGACCGGGUUCCCCACUUCAUUCAACACACCCGCUAGCUCCCCUUCCUUCACAGUCUCAUGGAAAGCCAGGACCGAUGCCAGAACCCGACUUCUCUGCUCAUUGAACCGGGCGGGCAACGCGCUCUGCGCUUGGCACGAUUCACGUAGGGAGCGGCGCGCGUAUCCUCCUCGUAUGGCGCCCCAGGGGUAUCUCAAUUGUGGAUGUACAUAUGAAGAGGCGCUUUUCGAAGAAAGCUUGGCUCGUCAUGACGUAGGAAGCUACCAUCCUGGAGAGAGCGUUCGUAUGGAUCCCGCCCUCCGUAAUCCUCUCCUUAAGGUUUUGCAGCGUAGGUACGGGUAUAAAGAUGGAGAUUUUGAAUGGAACCCUGUGACGGGAAGUUGGGUGGAUGGCGAGGGGCCUGAUCAUUGGGAGGCCAAAGCUGCGUCUGGGUCUUCUGGCCAUCGCAAGCAGCGUCCGGACGAGCGGCGUUGA